AUGAAGGUUUUCACGGUCCUCUCUUCCGUUGCUGCUGUCGUCGUCGCGCUGAGCUCGACGGCCGACGCCCAGCGACUUCUGCGCUCGGAGGCGUCAGCGCAGACGGACUCGACCGUCACCACCACGGACUUCACGACGCUCGGGUCCAUGGGCGGCUCCAGCUUCACGCCCGGCAACGUCGCGGCCGGCAGCAGCUUCGGCGCUCUGGACAAGGAAGGCGGCUCAAUGAACGACCACCGACCGUCGGGCUCCAUGCGCGGCGGCUUCGGCUCGGGCAACGGCAUGCACAACGUCGGAUCGGGCGACGGCUUCGCUCACGGCAGCGGCUCGUUCGGAGGAGGUCGCGGCGGAUUUGGCGGACACGGACACCACGGCAUGGGCGGCGGCUCCUUCUCGGGCAGCAGCUUUGCCGGCUCGUUCAGCGGCCACGGAGGCUUUGGGGGCUCCGGAUUCGGCAGUGGCCACGUCGGCGGGGGCUCGUUCGGCGGCAACCCGCCGUCCAUCGGCUCGGGUGAAGCCCCGACGGAGGGCUCGGGCGAAGGCCAUGCUCCGGCUGCUGCUGCUACCAGCUCGGUGGCUGCGUCCGGGUCGGCGUGA
Messenger RNA from Phytophthora sojae, 597 nucleotides. RefSeq lists its product as hypothetical. The coding region runs from base 1 to 597 and encodes 198 amino acids. Lineage: Eukaryota; Oomycota; Peronosporomycetes; Peronosporales; Peronosporaceae. The transcript has a single exon. The record is from RefSeq and is a predicted model, not a curated record.